AUGAAUCUUCAAAUGCAGCUCACCAGACUUCUAGCCAUAGUGCUAACAGUGCUGCCGGUGCUGGAAUGCUUGGCACAGCAAAAGUUCCGCAUCGUUCCGCGCGAUCUGCAGGUACUGGAGGGCACCGAGGCGCUGCUCCGCUGUGAGAUCUACAAUCUCGUCGGGGCCGUCCAGUGGACGAAGGAUGGGUUCGCACUGGGCUUUUCCCACACGAUACCGGGGUACCCGCGGUACUCGGUGCUGGCCGACCGGAACCAGGGUAUCUACAAUCUGCGAAUAUCGAACGCAUCGAUCGAGGACGACGCCGAGUACCAGUGCCAGGUCGGGCCGGCCAAGUUCAACUCGGCGAUCCGUGCCAACGCCAGGCUGACCGUGAUAUCUCCACCGUCGUCGAUCGAGAUCCAGGGCUACAGCCGGAACGCGAAGGUCGAGGUACGGGAAGGGCAGGACCUCGCGCUGACCUGCGUCGUGUCGAACGCCAAACCGGUCGCCCAGAUCGUGUGGUACCGGGGCAAGACGGAAUUCAAAUCCGACACGAUCGAGAACAAGGUGACGGAAACGGAGGGCAAGCGGUACACGGUGACGUCGCUGCUGCGCAUCAAACCGGGCUCGGAGGACGACUACAUGGAGUACACGUGCCAGGCGAAGCACAAAGCCCUGCAACCGGAUCGUCCGAUGCAGACGAAGGUUCAACUGUCCGUGCUGUAUCCCCCGGGAGAGCCACAGAUCGAAGGAUUCACGCCGGGCGAAGUGCUGCGACGCGGCCAGAACGUGGAGCUCAUCUGCCGCAGCCGCGGUGGCAAUCCGCCGGCCCAGUUGAUCUGGUACAAGAACGACGUCCAGGUCCGGAUGGCGUACCGUACCACGGACCGGCUGUCGGAGAACAUCUACUCGUUCGUGGCGGAAGAAGCCGACAACAAGGCGCGGUUACGGUGCGAGGCCAACAACGUCAUGAUUUCGGCGCCACUCAAAACGGAAAUCACCCUGAGCGUGCUGUUUGCUCCCACACAAGUGACCAUUUCCGGGGCUUCCGAGGCGCGCACCGGAGACGUGGUGGCGUUGCAGUGUCAGACGGCACCGUCGAAUCCGCCGGCCGAGAUCAAGUGGAGCGUCAGCGGGCACCACAUGAAGAACACUACGUCCAGGACGAUCGAGAACCAUGACGGUGGAUGGAUAACCGUGUCCAACAUCUCCGUGCCGGUGGAGGCGAACAAACGCUCGCUGGUGGUGAUCUGCCAUGGGCUGAACAUGCAGCUGACGGAAAACGUGAUCUCGACCCACACGGUCAAUGUUUUGUUGCCGCCCAGCCAACCGACCAUCACCGGGUACACCGAGGGCACCGUCAUAGCGGCGGGCUCGGUGCAGCGUCUUCAGUGCACUUCCGGCGGCGGUAACCCGCUGGCCACACUGACGUGGUACAAGAACGACAAAAAGCUCAAUUCCGUCACGAAAGCAACGGACAAGUUGGUCUCGUCGGAACUGUCGAUCCUGGUGAACGCGACCGACAACCAGGCCAAGUACCGGUGCGAGGCCCACAACUCGGCCACCGAGAUCCCGCUGUCCGCUGCCCGGACGCUCGCCGUCAACUUCCCGCCGGAAACGGUCAAAAUCAAAAUCAUACCCCCGGAGCUGAAGCCGGGCGUCGAGGCGACGCUGAUCUGCGACUCGAGCUCCAGCAAUCCGCCGGCCACGAUCUCGUGGUGGCGCGAUGGCAUCGCCGUCGAUGGCACCAACAACGCCACGAAGACCGGACUGUGGGGCGGCUUCGUGUCGUCGCUCGAGCUGAAGGUAAACAUCAGCCAGGACAUGGACGGGAACGUGUACACGUGCCAGAGCGCGAACGAGGCGCUCCAGCGGAACGUCCACGAGGCCAUCAAGCUGCAGGUGCUCUAUCCGCCCAAAUUUAAGCCCCCACCAUCCUCGACCGUGGUCGGUGCCGAAGGGGAACCGCUGACCGUCGCCAUGGUGGCCACCGGCAACCCGAUGUCGAUCUCGUACACCUGGACCAAAGACGGACUGCCGAUCCUCUCGACCGCAGGUGCGCAGCGGAUAGUCUCGGAGGGACCGAUCCUGAACAUCACGCGCCUCAACCGGAACGACACCGGCAUCUACACCUGCGAAGCUGUCAACUCCCAGGGGUCGGCGAUGAUUAAUAUCUCCGUCGUAGUCGAGUACGGUGCAUCGAUCCAGUCCAUCUCGGAGAACGUUACCGUGAGCCCGGGCGAAGAAGCGAUGCUGUCGUGCACCGUCGAAGGUAAACCGCUGACCGAGGAGCACAUUCGCUGGGAACGCAUCGGGUACGAUAUGACCAUCAAGACGUCGACGACGUUCGCGAACGGCACCAGCUACCUGCACGUGAAGAACGCACUCCGGGAGGACGUCGGCAACUUCCGGUGUAUCGCCGACAACCGCGUGGCGAACCCGACCAGCCGCGACGUGCUGCUGAUCGUGAAGUUUGCACCGGAGAUUGACAAAUCGCCGGUGAUGCUGCGGGCGGCCGCCGGGUUCGGUGAACGCGCCCGGCUACCGUGCCGGGCACAGUCGGCUCCACGGCCCAAGUUCUACUGGUCCCGGGCCGGCCAGGUGCUGAACGUGAACCAGACGGCCAAGUUCUACGUCGAGAACAAGCAGAUCGACGCGCUGACGUACGAAUCGAUCCUGGUGGUUGAGCGGGUUGCGGCCAACGAUUACGGCCUGUACGAGUGCAUCGUCCGGAACGAGCUCGGGAACGUGAAGGAGAAGGUCCGGCUGGACGUGACGUCUCCGCCCGACCCGCCCGUCAGCCUGAACGUGCUGAACGUGACGCACGACUCGGUGACCGUCGCCUGGACGCCCGGCUUUGACGGUGGCAUGAAGGCGAACUACCGCGUCCGGUACCGGGAGGUGAACAGCGAGCGGUACUGGUACGAGGACAGUCAGCCGAACUCGUACAAGCUGACGAUCGGCGGCCUGCGGAUGAACACGCUGUACGUGUUCUCGAUUAUGGCCUCGAACGGGCUCGGCUCCAGCCGCUACCUGCCCGACGUGACGCGAGCCCACACGAAAGAUACUCCACCGUCGCAGCCGGCGUCGUCGCUGGGCAGCAAAACGGCCUCCUCGCAGUCGACCGGCGGCAGCAUCGGGGCGUCCGGCAUCGUGCUGCUGGUCGGGGUAGCGGCCGGCAUCUGUCUCGUGCUGCUCAACAUCAUCCUGAUCGGCUGCUGCAUCCACCGGCGCACCGUGCACAAGCGCAUCAAGCGGGGCGAAACGCUGUCGAGUGUCUCGGAAAAGAGUGACGCUUACUCGAGCGACGCCAAUCGUCCCGACUACACGGACGACACUACCAGCAAGUCCGCUUCGACAUAUCUCGUGGAGAACGGGGACAUGCCGCCGCCUCGCUACCAGAAGGAAGGCACCCUUCCACCGUACCCUAACAAUAUCAAUGGAGCCUACGCCCGUACCCUGCCCCAUCCGCGCCACAACCCGGUGAACUAUCAGCAGCGCAGCCACGACGAUCAGAUGAUCGAGCGCAGCAGCUACGUGACCGCUCCGUCCCCAGGGCCACCGUUCGAUGGGUCCUACUACAACAUGAACAGCGAUCGCUACCUGUCGUAUCCUCCGAUGCAGGACUACUCGGCGAUGGAGAUGUCGACUCCGCCGCCACCGGUUAUACCGGCGCUGCCCAAGAACACCGGCACGUUGACGCGCAUGACGCGACCGAUGGUUCCGCCGCCGGAUGUCACGUACCACGCGCAGUCCGUCGUCAGCGAGACCUCCUCGUCGCCGCAGCACAUGGGCACGGCCAACACGGUGCUGUCGGGCACGGGUUCCAUGAUACCGCCCCAGCCGGCACCGAAGCCUCUGCAGGGAAUCCUGAAGGACCCGAAGCGGAACAGCAGCGCCAGCAAUGGGAGCCAGCACCAGCAGCUCCAGCAUCCAGUGGUCGGUGGUGGUCAGUUGAUCGCCGUGCAGAACCCGUCGCCGGUACCGCUCGGAUCGGUCCCGGGGAUCCCGCUUGUCGGCAGCACCUUCCUGGGGCCGUCCGGCACCGGCAACGCACCGUCCGGGACGCUCGGUACCAGCAGCCUCGGAAACAGUCUGCUGAUCGGCAGCUACGACCCAAGCGCCACCAAUCUGAGCUCCUUCAACGCGUCCUUCGGCUUCACCGAUGCGGACGGUCACCUGGUGUAGAAGUUAGCCGCCGGGCCCGGCAGACCUCAGUAAUAGCUUCCGACAAGUUGCCAAAACCCGACGCCAUCGGCGCUGGGGACGGAUCGGGCGCUCGGCUCUCAUGAAUAAAAAGCAGCGUGUUGGAAACGCUGCGUUGACUGUGAUAAAACUUUGCUAGCGUAAUGUGUAAUUAAACGGCGGGUGGAUGACGGUGGACAGUGACAGAGGAGCACACCGCGAUGGCACGGGCCCGCAUCCGGUGUUCGGACGAGGGGGACGAUCGCUAAUCUCAACCACAAGACAGAGCUAAAUCAAAUUUACGUUGUUCGGUUGUGAAAAACGAAAUACACUGCUAUUAACAAUGCGUAAGGCAAUUCUGUAAGUACUAUUAAGCCAACUAACAAUUAAACGAAAACAAAACAAGACAACCAAUCAAGAAUCUCAAAGCAAAGCAACCGAUGGACGGUGGCUGCGCUGCUAUACAUAACAUCUAUAAAUAUAUCUAUGCAUAUUCACAAUUCAAAACAAUUGAUUAACAAUGUUCAUAUUCAUAUAAACAAAGACGCGCGCGGCGGGUCACACAGGCCCCACGAAAUUGAACAAAACCGUGCAGCACCGCGUUGCGACAAAAAUUAAUGCCAUUGCCAGCCACCAAAAGAAAAAGGACUAUGAACAAACGAAAACAGCAAAAAAAGAAUCAAAAUAACAAUACAUUGAACUCCUGCUCUCUUGCUUUUGUGCGGUAUAGGUAAGUUUUAAUGCCCGAACGGGGCACAGCGAAACUCAAACUAAAUCAAAAAACACAAAAUGGUAACAAAGAAAAGAACACACAAUAACAAACGCGAGCAAACGAAACAAUGAAACAAACAAACAGACAAAAUGACAUAGAACUGGCGAACUUUGUACAAAAUAAACAUAGAUCGAAUCGUAAGGCGCAGUAAGAGUGUAAAAACUAGCAUAGCAGCGAAGCGAGAUGGAAGAAUAAUAAAAGUAUAGUAGCGUAAGGAAGUGAGAAAAAGGUCUCUUGAAAAACAAAAAACUUGGAAAAACAACAACAUCCAGUACUGAUUAAAAAAAACCCUUAUGAAGCUAAGUCUAAUUAAAAAAAAACAUCAAACCCCCAGUACCCAGUAACUGAGCUAAUAGUAAAAUUGCUAACUUGUAAAGCGCAAAGCAACGCAAAAAAUGCGAAACGCGGAACGAAUCUCUGAUACCGAAUUCAAUACUCAAAAACUCGGGUUACGGGCAACCGGAAACCCGGGAGCCGGUGGCAUCAUCGGCCCCCGGCACGGCCCGUUUCACGAGCUUACCUUUCAUUAUUUAUUCCACGGUGUAUGUAUGUACGUAUGAUGAUGAUGAUGAUGACGAUGAUGUGUACAAUAACUAGUUGUAUAUUUACGAGCUGCCAGGCUUUGUUCGUUUCGUUCGUUGAUAGUGAAUAAUUUUAAUUCGUCCUUUAUCCCCACUUUUCAACAACAAAAAAAAAGAUAAUGUCGUCAACAACAAACACACACACAUACUCCUCGAAUAAUGAUCUGUAAAAGUGACAAUUCUUAACCAAAGGUAAAAGCCGGAAGCAUGCGAAAGCGAGGCAGAAGCGAGAACGCGACGUGGUUACACGACACGUGGCCGGCUCCAGCACGACAAACUCUAAUGUAAGGCAUGUUCGGGAAUGGUCUGUUCACGGUUACGAUUCCGAAACGGUUUA
Molecule: messenger RNA, 5857 nt
Organism: Anopheles cruzii
Lineage: Eukaryota; Metazoa; Arthropoda; Insecta; Diptera; Culicidae
Product: nephrin-like
Exons: 23
Coding region: 1-4170 (1389 amino acids)
Molecular function (GO): protein binding
Source: RefSeq, a predicted model, not a curated record